Molecule: messenger RNA, 4903 nt
Organism: Bubalus bubalis (water buffalo)
Lineage: Eukaryota; Metazoa; Chordata; Mammalia; Artiodactyla; Bovidae
Gene: OTOA
Product: otoancorin
Exons: 29
Coding region: 871-4290 (1139 amino acids)
Biological process (GO): cell-matrix adhesion
Cellular component (GO): cell surface
Source: RefSeq, a predicted model, not a curated record
CAGUCUGUUGUUCCAUGUCCAGUUCUAACUGUUGCUUCCUGACCUGCAUACAGAUUUCUCAAGAGGCAGAUCAGGUGGUCUGGUAUUCCCAUCUCUUGAUAUAGUAUAGUUCAUGUAACUGUUUCCUUAAUGGGAAUCCGAGUUGAAUCUUUUCCCACCUGACUCUCCUUUUGCAUUUAUAUGCAGUGCUGCUGCAUUAAAUAUUUUGGUGCAUAAACUUUUUUUUACUUCUGAGGAUUUUUUUCCCCUUUAUAUAAAUUUGGUCACAUUUACUGAUCAAGGUGUCUGAAUAUCUUUACAGUUCUUUUGUUUGUUUUUUUUUUACUGUUAUAUUAUGGAAAAUUCCAAGCACAUGAAAAAGAAGAAAAUAGAAAAUAGUAACUCCUGCUGGGGAGGCAGCUAGUAUCAACACAGGACCCAGAUUGUUUCACCCAGAUUCCUGCCCCUCCUUGGUCCCCGUUAUUUCGAAGCAAGUCCCAGACAUCAUGUUUGAGCUUUGUAAACAUGUAUCUGCAAAAGAUAAGGACUCUAAAAAAAGCCGUAUUGCACUUGUCACACGUGAAAAAACUAACCAGUAAACCUCCAGCGACCACAUUGCUCCCAUUGUUCCAUCAUUUUUAAAAUAGUUUGUUUGAAUUCGGAUCCAAAUAAAGUCCCUACACGCAAUUGGUGGAUGUGUUUGGAGAGCCCUUCAGCCUCUUUCCUCGCUGGUCUUUCGGAGAGGGGCGAGGGAGAGGGCGCGCUUUUGUUGGCGUCUUGCAGGUGCGGGACUGUGACCCCCACGGCGCUCGGUGCCCAGGUCUCCACUCCGGCCGCCGCAGGGACCGCCCGCGUUGGACUCGGAGCAGCGGCGCCGGGCACCGCAGGAGAAUGUCUCAGGAACCUUGGAGAUGCUCUCUUUGGCUGUUCCUUUUCCUGAGCCAUGGAGUGGCAAGUUAUAGCGUUCCAGACUCCCGGCAGGAUUUGCACCCGUUGUUGCAAAAGAUGGCGGAAGAAAUAAUAGAUGGAAGCUACCUGAAUGCAUUGCUGGAUCUCAUACAGUUUCAAAGCUCCCACGUGUGGACGGCAGACCUGUCCCACAGAGUCCUGGCUUAUUUGAACUCACGGAAUGUUGCCUUCACCAUCCCCAGCCUGAAGGCAGCCAUGGAAAACCUCCUGGAGCAGCGUUUGUACCAACCCCAGAAGCUGCUGGAGGACCUGAGGGGGACAGACGCUCAGCAGUUCCACACCGCCAUGAAAUGCCUCUUAGAAGACAAGAAGGACCACCUGGAGCUGGACGACAUCAUUAUUGACCUGGGAGAGGUUCGGAAACAAGCCUUGCAGAGCCCGGGUGUGAACCGCAGCCUGUUUCUCAUCACGCUGGAGAGGUGUUUCCAGGUGCUGAACCCCCUGGACUGUGUGGAGAUCCUGGGCAGGGUGCUGAGGGGGUCCUCAGGCCGCUUUCUCCAGCCGGACAUCACAGAGAUGCUCCCGCGCGACCUGCGUGAAGACGCCUUCAAGAACCUGUCUGCGUUGUUCAAAGAUCUCUAUGAUCAGACCUCGGCCCACGCCCAGAAGGCUGUCUACUGCUGGAUGACUGGGGUUCUGAGGACAUCCUCCAAUGUGACUGAUGACUCUGUUUCAUGGGUCAGUGCAGAAAACUUAUGGAUUUUGGGCAGAUACAUGGUUCACCUAUCCUUUGAAGAAAUUAUGAGAAUUAGUCCCAUGGAAAUUGGGCUGUUUAUCAGCUAUGACAACGCCACCAAGCAGCUGGACACGGUUUAUGACGUCACACCUGAACUGGCCCAGGCGUUUCUGGAGAGGAUCAGCUCCUCCAACUUUGACAUGAGGAAUACCUCUACCAUCCACAGGCUGGGGCUGCUGGUUUGUUUCUACGAUGACCUGGAGCUGCUGGACACUGCUGUGGCCCAAGUCCUCCUUCACCAGAUGAUCAAAUGCAGCCACCUGAGGGGCUUCCAGGCUGGUGUUCAGAAGCUCAAAGCUGAGCUCCUGGAAAUUGCCACGGAGAAUCAGACCCUCAAUGAGACUCUGGGCUCUUUGUCGGAUGCGGUCGUGGGCUUGACCCACAGUCAGCUGGAAUCCCUCUCCCCCGAGGCUGUGCACGGCGCCAUCUCGACCCUCAGCCAGGUCUCUGGCUGGGCCAGGAGCCAGGUCAUCAUCUUGUCUGCCAAAUACCUGACCCACCAGAAGGUGCUGUCCUUCUACAACGUCAGUCAGAUGGGCGUGCUGCUGGCUGGGGUCAGCACGCAGGCCUUCCACGCCAUGGACCGCAGGGACCUCAUGCAGCUCCUAAGAAGCGCCACCUCCCUGCACGUGUCCGACUUGUCACCUGCCCAGCAGCACGGUGUCCUGAGCAAGGUGAUGGAAGCAGGAGAUACUGCCUCUGGCAUUGUCGAAAUACAGGGCGCUUUCUUUAAGGAAGUGUCUCUCUUUGAUUUAUGGAGGGAACCCGGAUUCAACUCCACAGUCCUGAAGGAAAAGGAGAUCCGGAGGAGUCAGGCCUUGUUCCUGUUUGAGCUUCUGUCAAAGACGACCAGGAGACCUGAGGAGCUCCUGAGUGCAGGGCAGCUGCUCAAAGGUGUGACGUGCCCCCACAUUGACGCUAUGAGCGCCGACUCCUUUCUGGCUCAUUUCCAGUAUUUCGAGAACAACUUCUCUCUGCUUUCACCGUAUCAGGUUAACUGUUUGGCGUGGAAAUACUGGGAGGUUUCCAGGUCCUCUAUGCCACCCUUCCUCUUGGCUGCACUUCCGGCUCGCUACCUGGCUUCCAUCCCAGCUUCUCAGUGUGUGCCCUUCCUGAUCAGCCUGGGGAAGAGUCAGUUGGACUCUUUGGUUUUGGAUUCCCACAAAAAAAAUUCCAUCCUCAAGAAAGUGCAGCAGUGCCUGAGCCACACCAUUGCUGAUGAGUACACCGUGGACAUCCUGGGGAACUUGCUCUGUCACCUGCCGGCAGCUGUCAUCCGCCACGGGUUGUCCCCCAGAGCCUGGGCCACCGCCCUGCGUGGCCUCAGAGACUGCCUGGACCUCAGCCCCCAGCAGAAGGCGGCGGUGAGGCUGAGGCUCCUGGAACAGCAUGGACUCCCCCAGAACUGGACAGCUGAGACAGUGAAGGAUUUGGAAUCCUUUCUAGUGCUUUUCUCAGGGGAUGAAUUAAGCUCUGUUGCCACAAAGUUUCCUGACCUCCUUCAACAAACAGCUUCCAAGAUGGCCGGGACUUUGCCCCCUAAAGAAUUCCUCCAAGCUGUGUUUGAAUCUGUUCGGAACAGCAGUGCGGAGAAGCCCAGCUCUGACCCCAGUCCUGGUUGCCAUGGCAUCGUGGCUCCCUCUUCCGAUGACAUCAUCAAGCUGGCCGAAGCCAAUGCCUGCUGGGCCCCUGAGGACCUGCUCUGCCUGGAGGAGAACACGUUCCUCAGGAGCGUGGAGCUGCUGGGGGCCGUCAGGAGCUUCAGUCUGGCUCAGCUGAGGAAGCUGAAGGAGAAGGCAGUACAGGUUUGGGACAUGCUUUCUUCCUGGAGAGAGUACCAUAUUGUUUCCCUGGGGCGCAUUGCUCUGGCUCUUAAUGAGAGUGAGCUGGAGCAGCUGGAUCUCAGCUCCAUCGAUACCGUGGCUUCCCUCAGCCAGCAGACAGAGUGGACCCCAGGGCAGGCUAAAUCCAUUCUGCAAGGGUUUCUGGAGGAUUCAGGCUAUAGGGUCCAGGAUCUGAAGAGCUUCCACUUGGUAGGACUUGGUGCAGCCCUGUGUGCCAUGAACAUCACUGAAAUCUCACUUAUAAAGAUCUUGGAAUUCAGGGUGGUGGUGGCCAGAAUCGGGACCCUGCUCUGCAGUACCCAGGUCUUGGCAGAGUUUAAGAGGAAGGCAGAAGUUGUGUUUGGGGAGCCAACUGAGUGGUCCAGCUUUGUCUUGCAGGAGCUUGGGACCAUUGCAGCUGGAUUAACUAAGGAAGAGCUCCGAAUGCUUGAUAAGGAUUUGAUGCCAUAUUUCCAGCCAUCAGCAAUCAAAUGCCUUCCUGAUGAGAUAUUCAAAGAGCUGUCGGCCGAGCAGAUCGCCUCCCUGGGCCCUGAAAACGCGGCGGCGGUGACCCCAGCCCAGCGCCGGCAGCUCAGCAUGUUGCAGCUGCAGAGCCUUCAGCGGGCGAUAGAUGGCGCCAAGGCUCGCUCCUGGCUGGAUGCGCCUCCGAGCGCCAGCCCCGCCCGGACCCCCUCCUCUCUUUCUCCUCCAGGAGCCUGGGUCUCCAGGGGUCUUGGGCUGGGCUACCUUCUCCUGGUCCUGAUGCCCAAGCUCGUGUGGUGAGUGGUGUUUGCGCAUCGCCCUGGGGCCCAGGCAGCUGGCCAAGGCACUUGCAGACCCCGAGGACGCUACAGAGGGUGGGAGUCCCCCACCCCGACUCAGAGCCUCAACGAGGGCAAGGAGACCCUGGGACUUUGGAACUGAAGAGGCACUGAAGGAAGAAUAAUUAUUAAAAUAUGGUCUUGCACCUUCUUAAACUGGCUUGCAUCCUCAGCAGGGAGACCUCAUCUCAGUCUCCCUAGUUUUCCAGCCUGGAGACAGGGACGCUGGGGAGGGGAGACCAUUUCCUGUCAACACCAUGAAGACAUUAGUACAAGUUAACACCCUCCCUCUAGAGGGAGAUGCCAGCCAGCGAUGGGUGCAGGCCAAGGCCCCUGGUUUCACCAAGGCCUGCUCUGGCUUCUCUUCUGGUUUUAAUUUCCCUUCCUCGGAGAUAUAGGCCAUAUUGGAUUUCUCCUUCUUAGAUAUUUAGCAGAGCUGAAAUAAAUGAAUCCCGUAAUAGACGCCGAUAUUCCUGCCUGAUUGUUGGGACUAAUUGAUGUUUUUGGUGGGCAUUGCAUUGCUUGGAAAUUAAAACAUUUAACAUGGCUCAACGUUAAAUCAAUUUAAAAAUGCA